This is a messenger RNA of Meriones unguiculatus (Mongolian gerbil), 4419 nucleotides long. RefSeq names its product centrosome and spindle pole associated protein 1 (gene Cspp1). Gene Ontology annotation, biological process: positive regulation of cytokinesis. NCBI's taxonomy places the organism in Eukaryota, Metazoa, Chordata, Mammalia, Rodentia, Muridae. Bases 137 to 3814 code for a protein of 1225 amino acids. The record is from RefSeq and is a predicted model, not a curated record. Gene Ontology annotation, cellular component: spindle pole; microtubule; centrosome. The transcript has 32 exons.
UUGGCUGAGAGGCGGAGCCCAGGGCGAGGCGACCAGUUAUUCGGUCCGCGCCGGGGGGUCGCCGGCGCCUCAGACGGUGGAGCCUGCUGGCUGCGUGGCGCCUCGGUGGGGUCGAGUCCCUGGGAGAAUCCACAAAAUGGCAGAUAGCUUGGAUGAAUUUAUUGAAGAGCAAAAAGUGAAACUGGCCAGAGACAAAGCUGAAUUGGAAAGUGAUCCACCUUACAUGGAGAUGAAGGGAAAGGCAUCAGAGAAACUCUCUGAAAACAGUAAAAUAUUAAUCUCUAUGGCUAAGGAGAACAUACCACCGAACAGCCAACAGCCCAAGGGAUCCUUAGGUAUUGAUUAUGGAUUAAGUUUACCAUUAGGAGAAGACUAUGAAAGGAAGAAACAUAAAUUAAAAGAAGAAUUGAGGCAAGAUUAUAGACGCUAUCUUACUCAGGGCAUUACGCAAGCAAAAAGAAAGAAAAAUUUUCUAUCUACCGGUGAAACAGAUCCAUCUACUCUAGGAGUUUCUCUUCCUAUUGAUGAACGGUUAUCUGCCAAGGAAAGGUUGAAACUUGAACGCAACAGAGAAUACAAUCAAUUUCUCAGGGGUAAGGAAGAAUCUAUAGAAAAGGUCAGACAGGUAGAAAAGAAUAUUGAGCAGCCUAAGAAUCAAAGAAAUAAAAACCCUGUUAGUCAAGAUAAAUCUGAUCUACCUCCACAAAUACAAACUUCAUACACACAUUCAGAGGGACCUCCAUACGAAGAGCUUCUAAAUCAAAGACGGCGAGAAGAGGGCAGAUACAGACAACUAGAUGAUGAAACUGAAUUAAGGAAUAGAAGACUUCUUAAACAGGCAAAUGAAGAAAUAGGCCUUUCUGGUACAAAACAUCAAAGCUUUGCCAGCAAGUCUGGUGUUCCAGAGAGAAGAGCUCGCAGAUUUAAUGAGGAACGUGUUCUUGACAGACAAUACUGUAGAGCCGACCGAGAUCCUGACGGACGUGAAGAAAUGGACGAGAGGUUUAGAUAUGAAAGUGAUUUUGAUAGAAAACUUUUGAGAGUAUAUCCAUAUGAAAGGCCGCGUGGAAACAGACGAGAGGGUAUGCCUCCUGCGGGGAAUGAGGAUGAUGGCACAGGACAACCAAACACACAGACUUCCUGUCCUAGAUAUACAAGUGCUCAAAAUAAUGAACCACCCAAGUCUGCUGAUGGUGCUGUUAGUCCGUUUGCAGGGAUGCUCUUUGGAGGUGAAGAGAGAGAAAUUCUCCAGAGAAAGAAAGAGAAAUACAGGCAAGAACUAUUGGAGCAGAUAGCUGAGCAACAGAAGAAAAAGAGACGAGAAAAAGAUUUAGGACUCCCAGUUGCAGCUUCUGGAGUACAAGACCCUGAGAAAUCGUGGAGUGAAUCACACACAUCAUUGCAGUUAAGUAAGGAGGAGCCUGAUAGACUAAAGCAGUUUAGUUUGACACCAAGACACUUUGAAGAGAUGAUACCACCUGAGAGACCCAGAGUAGCUUUCCAGACACCUCCCCCUCCUUUAUCUGCCCCGCCUGCCCCACCUGUCCCACCAGUUCCUUGCGCCCUUUCUCAAAAUGAAGACUUGCACAGUGGACUCAGCAGCACCCUUGGUGACAUGGUGCAUCCCAGGAUUCUGCCUCUGCCUCCACCUCCUGUGCUACUACCUCUAGCCCCCAACUACCGGACUCCUUAUGAUGACGCAUACUAUUAUUAUGGUGCUAGGAACACACUGGAUCCCAAUAUUGCUUAUUAUGGUUCAGGAGUGGUUGGAGGACAGCCUGCUCCUUAUGUGUCUGCUCCUGUCACUCACCAACUAGCACAGCCUGUUGUGAAUACUGUUGGACGGAAUGAACAGAAAAUCCUGAGUGAUGGACUGAUGAAUUCAGGACUUAUCUUUGAGGAUAAACCAAAACCUUCCAAACAGUCACUUCAGUCCUACCAAGAAGCUUUGCAGGAGCAGAUUCGGGAGAGAGAAGCAAGACGGAAGAAGGAACGUUUAGAAAAGGAAGAGUAUGAAGCCAAAUUAGAAGCUGAAAUGAGGAGUUACAACCCCUGGGGCAAAGGCGGAGGUGGUGCUCCUCUCAGAGAUGCCAAAGGAAAUCUGAUAACUGAUUUGAAUAGGAUGCACAGACAGAAUAUAGAUGCCUACCAUAACCCAGAUGCAAGAACAUAUGAAGAUAAAAGGGCUGUUGUAUCUAUAGACCAAAAUUUAGCCACUUCAAAUGCUGAGAACCUAGAAGAUUCUGCAAAUAAAAACUCAGGUCCUGUGCAAACACAAGGCUGUCCUUUUCCCCGGGGAAACACAUUCGAUGAGCCGCCCACUGACCUUCAGAUUAAACAGCAAGAAUUAUACAAGAAUUUUCUUCGUUUUCAGAUUGAGGAAAAGAGACAAAGAGAAGAAGCAGAGCGAGAGAGGCUACGAGUUGCUGAAGAAAAGGAAGAAAAGCGGCUUGCAGAGCAGAGGGCAAGAAUUCAGCAAGAGUACGAGGAGGAGCAGGAGAGGAGGAGGGAGAAGGAGGAGGAGCAAAGGCUAAAAAAUGAAGAACUUAUUCGGUUAGCCGAAGAGAGGCGGAAAGAAGCAGAAAGAAAGAAGAAAGAAGAGGAGGAGAAACAUAACUUGCAACUUCAGCAUUACUAUGAGAGAGAGAAUAGGACUGUGGAUGAUGAGACAAAGCACUUGAGACAGCCUUCCCCUGUAGUUCCUGCUCUUCAGAACAAAAUCGCAAGCAAACCCCAAAGACCUCCUUCAGUCGAUACCAUCAUCAGUUCCUUCAUUCAUGAAAGUUCUGUGUCCCGGGCACAGUCUCCUCCAGUACCUGCAAGGAAGAACCAGCUCCGAGCAGAAGAGGAGAAAAAAAAUGUAAUUAUGGAGUUAUCAGAAAUGAGGAAGCAGCUCCGAAGUGAAGAGAGGCGUUUGCAGGGGCGGCUGCUGCACCUGGACAGCGAUGACGAGAUCCCCAUCAGGAAAAGAGAAAGGAACCCCAUGGAUAUAUUUGACAUGGCUAGACAUCGGGUACAAGCUCCUGUCAGAAGACCAUCACCGAAGGCCUUAGAUGCUACUACUUUCCAGAAUAUUCAUGACUUUAAUGAGCUUAAAGAGAAAGAUUCAGAGACACGAGUGGAUCUGAAACUAAUGUACCCAGAUCCUCCACGAGACCAUCACACCUUGGAGAUCCAGCAGCAGGCCCUGCUGAGAGAGCAGCAGAAGAGGCUCAACAGGAUGAAGAUGCGGGAAGGGGUGGGAGUUGAUUUAGAUGUGCUCUCCAGUGGUAACAUACAGGGGCGCAGAAUGCCCAGAAAUGACACUGAUUUUUUGAAAAAUUCAUUACUAGAAUCGGAUAGUGCUUUUAUUGGUGCUUAUGGUGAAACAUACCCUGCCAUUGAAGAAGAUGUCUUCCCUCCGCCAUCACAGCUGCCUUCUGCAAGGGAGCGCAGGAGGAACAAAUUUAAAGGACUAGAUUUUGAUAGGAGUCAGCUCCACACACCACCAGAUGGUCUCUCUUUAAAAUCUACCUCCAGUGUAAAUGUCGAUCAGGUUAGAAUGAGAAAUGAAGACAGGAUGAGAAGACUGAACGAGCAUCAGAAGAAACCCGCCAACACAGAUGAUGAGAGCUCACUGGUUGAUCCUGAUGAUAUCAUGAGACGCUUGGGUGAUGAUAGAUGCAACUCUGUGGCAACUGAGCCCUGGCUCCGCCCUGGCACCUCUGAAACUCUGAAACGGUUCAUGGCAGAACAACUGAAUGAGGAGCAGCAGCAGGUCCCUGGGAAAACAGGCACUUUGACUUGGCAGGGCCUGUCUGCUGCACAUGCUUAAAAUAAACCCACUCUGGACCCAGCAGUGCCUUUUACAGGGGAAGUAACGUUCAGUCUGUAUCUUGAAUAAUGUAUCUUGCCGGUGGCCCUACUUCUGUAUUAGUUAUGUUCUAGCUAUAUAUAUAUAAAGUGUAUUUUCCCAUGAUGAUACAUGUUAUAUAUACAUGUAUAUUAUGUACAUAAAAGCCCUGAUUAUUGAUUUCUAAUAUAAUUGUAUAGAAUUAUUUUUUGCAAUUUUGCCAUGGGGUGGUAAUGAACUCUUGAUUCAACUACCGUGUGUGCAUUAAAUUCUGAUUGCCAUUAAGUGGUGGUGAAUUAAAGUCACUAGUUCCCUUGCCACUGUUAGCGUAUUUAAACAGUUCAUAGUGAAUACAACCAUUGUAGCUGUGACUGUGCCAGUUGCUAUGUAAUGAGGGACCAAAACAAGCUGCUCAUUUUCAUAUUUUUAGCUACAGAUUACAUAGGAGCAAAGGGAGAUAUGAUCAUACCUCCAUGAGCCAUGACUAAAUGUUCCAUUUUUCUGCCGAUAUAAGCACAGACUCACUCAGUUAGUAAUUUAUCUGGUUUCACUAUUUCUUGAUACAAAUAAAGUUCUAUUUUUCCUAA